Messenger RNA from Periophthalmus magnuspinnatus, 4230 nucleotides. RefSeq names its product solute carrier family 35 member G1 (gene slc35g1). Bases 163 to 1401 code for a protein of 412 amino acids. NCBI's taxonomy places the organism in Eukaryota, Metazoa, Chordata, Actinopteri, Gobiiformes, Gobiidae. The record is from RefSeq and is a predicted model, not a curated record. The transcript is spliced from 5 exons. Gene Ontology annotation, biological process: regulation of cytosolic calcium ion concentration; calcium ion export across plasma membrane. Gene Ontology annotation, cellular component: endoplasmic reticulum membrane; plasma membrane.
GGGUUCAUUUCUGCCCCCCUGUGGGUAAAGUAACCAGUGCAUAGGAGCUUAUAUCCUGCCACCAAGGUUAGUCAUUAACCUUGUCUUCUCGGGAGCUGAGUGGGACAAAGGCAGACAGCAGUCUGUCCGCGGCAUGCUGCCUCUCGGCCGCCACAUCUUACCAUGGGAGACUGUGACCACAGCGAACACGAGCGGGCUUUGACCCUGGAGGAUGGCAUUACUGUAGCCUUCAGUAAAGUUGACAGCCAUGACACCGACGACGACGGAGACUGUGAGUGUUUCGACGAGCAGACGGCACAAACGCGCCCGUUACAGGGAGAAUCCAGAGCGUGGAGCGGCUGUGAUGAUGUUACCGAGGAGAAAGAGACGAGAGGAAAUCAGCACGCACCGGAACAGCGCCACAAGAAAACACUGUGUCCACCGGCGUUUUGCGUCAGAGAGUCAACAUCAGCACGGACUGAGAGCGCACCCAAAGACACAGAGAAACCAAAGCCAUGUGCCGGUCUUGGUUUGUUCUAUGCGCUUCUGUCCACUGUAUUCUUCUCCAUCAUCACUGUUCUGGUCAAAACCAUCCAGGGACUUCAUGCCAUAGAGAUCAGUGGCAUUCGCUGCUUCUUCCAGAUGCUCUUUGUGGCACCACUGCUCAUUUAUCACAAGACAGGCUUCAUUGGCCCCAGAGACAAACGCAUCUUUCUGUUACUGCGUGGCCUCCUUGGCUCCAAUGCCAUGAUCCUGCUCUUCUACGCUGUGCAGCAGAUGCCUUUAGCAGACGCCACUGUCAUCAUGUUCAGUAAUCCAGUCUUCACUUCAGUGCUGGCCUGGAUAUUUUUGAAGGAGAGGUGUACAAUCUGGGACUGUGUCUUCACUAUCUUCACCCUCACAGGGGUCAUUCUCAUCGCACGACCACCUUUUAUCUUUGGAAAGCAUCUCAGUGGCAUCGAGAGUAACUAUAGCAACCACAUCAAAGGAGCUAUAGCUGCAUUUGCAGGUGCAAUUGGAGCUGCUUGCACGAUAGUUAUUCUUCGUAAGAUUGGGAAGAGUGUCCACUACUACCUCUCUGUGUGGUAUUACGCUGUCAUUGGACUGAUCGAAUGCAUUAUUACUGUUUCCGUCCUUGGGGAGUGGAAGAUCCCCACGUGUGGCCGCGAUCGCUGGAUGCUAAUGUUGAUAGCGGUGCUGGGCAUUGCUGGUCAGUCUUUCCUCACAAAGGCACUGCAGAUUGAGAAGGCCGGACCCGUGGCUCUGAUGAGGACUGUGGAUGUGGUGCUAGCAUUUAGCUUUCAGUUCAUCUUCUUUAACCGCACACCUACCUGGUGGAGCCUGGGAGGGGCGUUGUGUGUGGUCGCCAGCACAAGUGGAAUAGCACUUAGGAAGUGGUACGUCAACUCACGCAAAAGCUGAGUAUUUAUUUUGACAUUCAAAGGAUUUUUUGUUUUGUUUUUUGUAUUUCAUUGUUACUUGAAUUAUUGUGAAUAGUUACAUCCUAUUUGGAUGUAAGACAUCAUGGUGCAUUAUACUUUGUUUCUAUGCACACUAUACAAGUAUCCUUACUAUAUUAAUAUUUAAGUUGUUUUUCUGUUUUUAAGAAAUUAUCACACCAAGAUUCUUUCAAAACUUAGUAGUAAUUAUUUAGCUGGUGUGUGUAUAGAAAGUUUUGCUUUACUUUAAAAUCAGAUAAUGGAAGCGCUUUGCACUGAACAUUGUGCACUUGGAGGGUCCUUCAGCACCUUGGCUAAAGCUGUCACAUGAGGAUUAAAUCAGAACAAUUGAUGAAACAUGUGACCUUUGACCCAGAAGAUUUCUUUAUAGGAGAGUAAACACUUAUUCCCUUACACUAUUAUAGUGUUCUCUUUCUCUCUUUGUGAAAGAGGGGUUGUUACAGGGAGCUGUUUGCACUUUAUUAUUGUCUAAGGAUAGAAAGUAUAAUUUUCCUGAAGCCUUUAUAUAGAGUUGUAUCUAUGACCUAAGUCACAGGGACUAAUAUUUCAAAAGGUGGUGUAAAACACUGUCAUGUAAAAGGCCCUGCAGCUAAAACAUGUGCCUUUUACAUGUGGCUGUGUAUUUUUAAACAGCAGUGGCCCUGUGGAUGGUCAGUGACUUAUGUACUUGAGUAUUUCAAUCCUUUCUUAAGCAAUCAAUAACAAUAACUAUAAAUAUUUCCCCUAUGUUUUGUGCAGAUACAGUGAUACCGCUUAUGACCUUGAUGUCUUGUGUUGUUAUUAGUUGCUGUAAAGAUCAAGCUUCAUUGCAGACUAGCACUCUGUGUGAGCAUUGCUCAACUUUAUUAUAGUUUUAGAGGAGUACAAUAGUCAUAAGCGUGUUUUACUGUGGGCUGGAGCUACAGUUCUUUGGUGGGCCUUUAGAGUCCACAGUUAAUCAUUGCAGCUCAUACAGUUGAAACCAGAAGUGUACAUACACAACAUAAAAAAGACACAUACACUUCCCCCUCAUUAUCUGACAGGAAAGCAGACUUAACGUUUCCUGUUUUAGGAUUACCAGAAUUAUUUCUAUUACUAAAUGCCUGAUUUGGGUUUUUUUUUCUUUUUUUUUUUUUCUUUUUUUUCCAGAUUUUUUUUGGGACAAUUUUUCAUUUCUUUCUUCAAAGUCAGAAGAUUACAUACAGUAAGAUUACUAUGUAUUUAAACAAUUUGGGAAAACCCAGAUGAUGAUGUCAGGUCUUUGACAACAUUUGAGUUAAUUAGAGACACACCUGUGAAUGUAUUUGAAAGCACACCUGAAACACACUGCUUCUUUGUGUAACACCAUUUGAAAGUAAAGAAAAUAAAUCAGCCAAGAUAUCAAGAAGAGAAUUGUGGAGAAUUGCACAAGUCUGGUUCCUCCUUGGGUGCAAUUUCCAGAUGAAUGAAGGUGCCUCAUCUAUUCAAACAAUUAUACACAAGUAUAAACACCAUGGGAAUGUCCAGCCAUCAUCCCGCUCAGGAAGGAGACAGGUUCUGUUUCCAAGAGAUGAGCGUGCUUUGGUCCGAAAUGUGCACCUCAACCCAAGAACAAAAGCAAAAGGCCAUAGUGAAACAAGUACUGUACCAACAUGGGCUGAAAAGGCCACUUUGCAGGAAGAAGCCAUAACUCCAAAAGAAACAUAAUAAAGCCAGAUUACAGUUUGCAAAUGCACACAGGGACAAAGACAUAAAUUUUUGGAGACAUGUCCUGUGGUCUGACGAAGCUAAAAUUGAACUAUUUGGCCAUAAUGGGCAUCUUUAUAUCUGGAGAAAAAAGCUUGCAAGCCUGAGAACACCAUCCCCAACUGUGAAAUACAGGGGUGACAGCAUCAUGUUGUGGGGUUGUUUUGCUGUAGGAGGGACUGGUGCACUUAACAAAAUAGAUGGCAUCAUGUGGAAAGAAUAUUAUGUGGAAAUACUGAAGCUACAUCUUAAAACAUCAGCCAGGAAGUUAAUGCUUGGGCGCAAAUGGGUCUUCCAAAUGGACAAUGACCUGAAGCAUACUGCCAAACUGGUUACAAAGUGGCUUAAGGAUAACAAAGUCAAUGUUUUAGAGUCUCAAUUCUAUUGAAAAUUUAUAGGCAGACCUGGCUAAAGGCACGUGCAAGCAAGGCGGCCUACAAACUUGGCUCAGUUACACCAGUUCUCUCAUGAGGAAUGGGACAAAAUUCCUGCCAACUCUUGUGAGAAGCUUGUAGAAGGAUAUCCAAAACAAAUCAUAGCGUUUAAAGACAGUGGUACCAAAGACUUAUGAAAUUUAUGAAAACAUCUGACUUUGAAGAUGAAAAAUUGUCUAGAACAAUCGUUUUUCAUUUAUUCCGGCAUUUGGCAAAUAGAAAUAAUUUUAGUAAACUUCUGGUUUCAAAUGUACAUAUUCAUAUUUUGCAUUUUUUUUUGCUUCACUUUCAGUAUCUUAUCUGAACCAUAUCAGAUUCAAAUAAUUUUCAUAAAUAUUUAAAUUAUACUGUAUUUAUAAAGGACAUGGUAUGUAUUUAAGUAUUACAAUACCUCUGAACACAAUACGUAUUUUGACUGCUCGAAGCCUCUAAAUGCAAUACUACACAUAGAGGCCUACUAUAGUACUGUUUCAUAGACCAAUGACUCAACACACUAUUCAGAUUUACUAUGCAAUUGUGUUCAUCUAAAAACUGGCAUACUUUUAUUUAUUGUUUUUCUUUACGCUCUAAUGUGCUCCAUAUGUAAUAAUCGGUUACUUUUGAAUGAAUCACUUUGGAGAUAUAAGCCUUAACCUUGAAGCUGUUUUGUAUCC